AUGCCAGAAAAUCUAGAAACUACGAGACAAGAGAUAGUUGACAUUAACUCUGUAGUCUCUGGGUAUCAUUCAGAAGCUUCAGACAUCUUUGAUAAAGACCUACAAGCAUUGAGAGAGCUUGCAAGAAAGAGCAUGGAACGUAUUAAAGAUAUCUCAUCAAAAUCCAGUUCACAAGAUGAAGAACUUCAUGAAGGCCCUAAAACACAGUCAAAUAUUGCAAUCCUAGAGUCUAUGGCAACCCUUCUUGGUCUUGAAUCAUUUGCUCCAGUCAUUGCAGACUAUUAUGUAACAGUUUUUAUAGACAAUCGCAUAGCCAGAAAGACAAUGGAGUCAGGAGGAAAAAGGCCCUGGCAGAAGGAGAUAAUGAGGGAGGUACCCUCACAACUAAACCCAGCAGAUGAGUUAACAAGGUUAUUCGACGAAACAGAUUGGACACUCUCCCAAGAGCUUUUCGAGUUUAUAGAUCAAAACCAAUUUUAUUACCCAGGGACAGAAGCAGUAGAUUGUUUUACUCAAAAUUGGGAAAAUGAAAACAACUACAUUUGCUCUCUCCUGGGCCUCCUUCACAAAGUGUUCAAACAAAGUAUGCAAUGCAAGGCCACAAUAACAUUAAUAACUCCAGUUUGGCCUUCAGCACCAUGGUGGCCUAUCCUUCUUCAACAAAGAAUCAAGGUAAUAGACCUUCCUCACGCAACCAAAAGUUUUUUGCCAAGUCAAUGUGGGAAUCUACCUUCAGAACCUUGGAAAAAUCCAAAUUGGAAGUUCCAAGCGAUAAAAAUUUAUUUUUAA
Molecule: messenger RNA, 789 nt
Organism: Cetraspora pellucida
Lineage: Eukaryota; Fungi; Glomeromycota; Glomeromycetes; Diversisporales; Gigasporaceae
Source: the annotation of a GenBank genome assembly